CAGACUCAAUAACGAAGCCAGCCAGUUCCAGUCUCGGGACUCAGGAGGAGCUUCCAGCACAAGGAGUUUAGCAGAAGGUGCUAAAUACCUGUGGAUGCCAACACCGGUCUGUCCUAUAUGAUCUCAGCACAAAGACUAACGCCUCCCACUUUCAUCUGUGGAAAACAAACCCUAAAACUGGACUCUAUCCGUGUUAAGAGGCGCUUUUGAAUAUUUAAGCUUGCACGACGUAGCUUUGACAGCCAUUGUUCCUUCAGACUGUAAACAAUGGCUCAAAGCCUUCUCAAAAGGCAAGCUACUUUCCGGAUAGUCUAGUUGCCCACUGACUUCACCAGAGCGUAGGAAGAGGGCUGCAGACGUCACGCCUCUCCAUUGCCGGUGGCGUUUGUUCUCUAUUGUGAUUCUAGGUCCCGUAGCGGGCGCCGCAGGGCCGAGACUGGUGGUACGCAGGCUUCGGAGGUCUGGAGGCUAGACCGGCCGCUGCGAGGAGUCGCUCUGGCUCUCCCUCCGCUCUCUAUGGUCGGGAGCGCGAGCCCCUCCUCUUCCCGGAACGAGCACUCUUCCUUGACGCACGCGCUGCGCCAGGAAGGGGUUCCGUUUCCGGCCUGGUGGUUUUCGAGUUUUGACGUUCAGUAGUCGCGGUUGGUGGGCAACAACUGAGCCAAGAUGUUGCGGAAUCUGCUGGCCCUUCGUCAGAUUGCCCAGAGGACCAUCAGCACCACUUCACGAAGGCAUUUUGAAAACAAAGUUCCAGAGAAACAAAAGCUGUUUCAGGAGGAUAAUGGGAUACCAGUUCAUCUGAAAGGCGGGGCAUUUGAUGCCCUCCUCUACAGAGCCACAAUGGCUCUGACACUUGGUGGAACAGCCUAUGCCAUCUACCUCUUAGCUAUGGCUGCCUUUCCCAAGAAGCAGAACUGACGCCAUCGCCCCGCCCCAGUCUUCACGUGGUUCAGUUUCAUCAAUGCUCGAUGGACCAGGAAUCUGAUGAGUAACUGAGCUCUUCUUUGGGGAUCAAUAUUUAUUGAUGUGUAUUCUGCCACCAAUAAAGCAGUCCUUAAUCAUU
Mastomys coucha (southern multimammate mouse) is the source of this 1063-nucleotide messenger RNA. RefSeq names its product cytochrome c oxidase subunit 7A2, mitochondrial. The transcript has 4 exons. The coding region runs from base 667 to 918 and encodes 83 amino acids. NCBI's taxonomy places the organism in Eukaryota, Metazoa, Chordata, Mammalia, Rodentia, Muridae. The record is from RefSeq and is a predicted model, not a curated record. Gene Ontology annotation, biological process: regulation of oxidative phosphorylation; mitochondrial electron transport, cytochrome c to oxygen; mitochondrial respirasome assembly.